UUGCAGCAAUACAGGCAUGGAACAGAAUCAGCCAGACGUACUUGAAGUCGAUCCACAGAUUGUAGAGCUCAUAAAAUGGUUCGAGAAACUUGAUGAUCUGCAUGAAAAUCUUAAUAAAAACUGGAGAUCUCACACGAUCUUGCAAAAAGAAGUGAAGGAAAAUCCUCAACUGGCCAACUAUUGUGCUUUUCAGGAAGAGGAACAUCAGAAUAUGAUUGUCCAGCUUCAGUUAAAUAUUUUAAACCAGGCAAACCAUAUUGUGCCAUUUCUUACUGAUGUGGAGCUGCCAAAGUGGAAGCUCUGGCAGCAAUCGUCCUGCAUUGGAAUUCAACGUCACACCAGUUUGACUCUGCACCUGAAGCAACUGGAGAAACGAUUUACGACUGUCGCUAAGGUGCUGCUACAAAUAUAUAAACAGCUGCUGAAACAGCAAGACUGGAACCAAUUCAUCUUCAAUGCCCCAAUUACAGAAAUGGAGAAUUUUGCACUGUCCUUGUUUAGGAAACUUGUCACAAAAGCUCUGGUUGUUGAGAAACAGCCUGUCAUGCAAAAUUAUUCACAGCGGCCUCUAAUACUGAAGGUUGGGGUACAGUUCAGUGUGACACUGAGGUUCCUGGUAAAUAUACCUGAAAUCUGGCUCAAAGUCAAACCUGUCUUUGACAAGGAUGUUGAAGAAGUGAAAACAGUGCAAGGGUUCCGUCUCUUUGAUUUCAACAAGGAUGUAGUGAAGUCGUUUGAGCCAACAGACAGAGGCUUGAUGGUGGAAUUUGGGCAAAUGUCUCUCAAGGAAACAAAACCAAGAAUUAAAGGAUCUUCUGGGAACCUUCUGACAGUUACUGAAGAGCUGCAUAUAAUUAAGUUCAUGGCACAGUUUCAGUACGCAGGACAAAUGUGCAACAUCGAGGCCAGCUCCCUGCCCGUGGUCGUCAUCUCCAGCACAAGUCAAGUCACCAAUGCCUGGGCCUCCAUCAUGUGGUGGAACAUGGUGUCCACCAGUAAACCUUGGGACCUGUCACUGUUCCUGCAUCCUCCUCCUCUCACCUGGAAGCAGCUGUCACGGGUGCUGAGCUGGCAGUUUUACACCGUUGGCCAAAGAAGGCUCGACAAAAUGCAGCUCUCCAUGUUAAGAGACAAAAUUGUGGGAGCACGAGAAAAUGGAGAAGUACCAGAAGCCAGAGGAACAGCUGGAGCAGAUGUGCAAGGUAAAGUCCAAAGUGGUAAUAGGAGCAUUAGGACCUGUGACUUGGAAACUGGAAGAGUGGCUUUAGCAGAUUCCAGGCACAACAUCUGAGGUCUCAGUCCAGAAGACUGCAGUCCUAAUAACAGCUAAGAUACUGUGCAUAACCCCUAAACUCCCAGUCCUCUGGGAGUGUAUAUAUACUACAUAAAAUCCACUGGGCUGUGGGUAGGAUUUGCAUGAGCCAUCCUGAUUAGAACUUGAACUUCUAAGAUAAAUAACCACAUACUGUCCCGAUCAAAAGUUUAAGACCACUUGAAAAAUGGGGGGGAAAAAUCAUAUUUUGUAUGGUUGGAUCUUCCAAGUAUCUUCCAAGGUGCCAAGUUGUUCUGCGGGCAUUGUGUACUGUAGUGUUGUCCUCUUGAAUACAAUAGAAUAAACCUUUAUUAUCCCACUGAUGAGAAAUUUGGAUGUUACACAGCUCUUAUAGCAAGGGAAAUAUAAAAUAUAAAAGGAAGACACAAAGUGGUCCUAUAUGCAUGAGCAACUGAAGUUCGUAUAUACAGGUAACAAUGUACAGAAAUAUGUAUAAAAAAAUUGCACGGAGAUAUUUUCUUUCUUCCCCUUGUGCAACAUCUCUAAAGUUAGAAAUAUUCUGUCUCAGAAUGACGCUGAAAAAGUAGUUCAUCAUGCAUUUAUUACUUCCAGGCUGGACUACUGCAAUUCGCUAUUAUCAGGAUGUCCAAAAAACUCACUGAAAAGCCUUCAGUUAAUCCAAAAUGCUGC
Molecule: messenger RNA, 1963 nt
Organism: Haplochromis burtoni (Burton's mouthbrooder)
Lineage: Eukaryota; Metazoa; Chordata; Actinopteri; Cichliformes; Cichlidae
Product: signal transducer and activator of transcription 1-alpha/beta
Biological process (GO): defense response; cell surface receptor signaling pathway via JAK-STAT; response to peptide hormone
Molecular function (GO): DNA-binding transcription factor activity, RNA polymerase II-specific; RNA polymerase II cis-regulatory region sequence-specific DNA binding
Source: RefSeq, a predicted model, not a curated record